This is a messenger RNA of Trypanosoma theileri, 402 nucleotides long. RefSeq lists its product as uncharacterized. Bases 1 to 402 code for a protein of 133 amino acids. The transcript has a single exon. Lineage: Eukaryota; Euglenozoa; Kinetoplastea; Trypanosomatida; Trypanosomatidae. The record is from RefSeq and is a predicted model, not a curated record.
AUGCCGGAUUGUGUAGAGCCCACAACGAGCUCAACCCAGGGGACGAAUGGGGGGCGAAUGGCUCUGCCCCUUUUUUCUUCUGUGGCUUAUUUCAUUAAUCUGCUGAGGCUUGUUUUGCCCAUGGCAGGUGGAGGAGUGCUCUCGGAUUAUUUGUGGAAUGGGCUAUUUAUUCCUCUCUCUCCCUCUCCCUUUUCUUUUUCUUGCUUUCCUUUUUCUCUCACGACGCCUCUGGGAGCAUGGCGUGAGACUGCUGGGGUCACUCUGCACACUCCGUAUUCCCUGAUGAGUGCUGUGGUGCUGGACGCAUUUGUGUUCCCCAUUGCGGGGAAAUUAGAAGUGGACACCCGCACAACAGUCCCGCGCGAUUUGGAAGCUGCGAAAUGUAUUUUUUGCCAAGGUUGA